Molecule: messenger RNA, 1056 nt
Organism: Drosophila ficusphila
Lineage: Eukaryota; Metazoa; Arthropoda; Insecta; Diptera; Drosophilidae
Product: alpha/beta-gliadin MM1
Exons: 3
Coding region: 142-960 (272 amino acids)
Source: RefSeq, a predicted model, not a curated record
UCAGUUUCAUUUAAACUUUCCGACUCAUCAGCCCAACUUUUUCGUAAGCGACAUUUUCGGCAUAUAAGUCUGGGCGGCCAGUGAUUAGCAUUUAGUUGAAUUUUGAUUGUCAAGGGACUGGUGUCGUCAACUCGAUUGGAAAUGCAUUUCUUCAUAGUACCCUUCCUCCUGGGCUUUGCAGCGGCGGCCCCGCAAGGAUACAACUACCAGGCCCAGGCUCCACAGCAGCUCCACUCGCCGGUGCAGCUGCCUUCCAUCCCGCAGUUCGCCAGCCUCGCAGAGCAGUCGCUCCUGCAGCAGGCGCUCCAGGCGCCGCAGCUGCAGCAGGUCCUGUCCGGAGGAGGUGUCGCUUCGUCCUACUCCACAUCAGCCCAGCAGCAGCACGCUCCCGUCUACCAGCAGCAGCAGCAGGUCGCGCAGCCCUACCAUGCCCUUCCUCAGCCCCAGCAGCUUCCCCAGCAGCAGCAGCACCUCGUGUCCAAGGACAUCUACGUGCAUGUGCCGCCGGCAGAGGAGCCCGAGGAGCGCUACCCGCAGCCCGUCCUGCCGCCUGCCCCGCCGCGCAAGCACUACCGCAUUGUGUUUAUCAAGGCGCCGACGCCCAGCGUCAGCAAGGCAGCCCUGCGCAUCAAGCAGGCGCCCGUGGAGGAGAAGACCAUCAUCUACGUGCUGACCAAGAAGCCGGACCCCCUGGACCUGCAGGCGGCCAUCGAGGAGGCCGCGCCCAAGCAGCCCAGCAAGCCGGAGGUCUUCUUCAUCAAGUACAAGACCCAGGAGGAAGCUGCGCAUGCGCAACGCACGAUCCAAGCCCAAUAUGACCAGCUGGGGGGCACCUCGCAGGUCUCCGAUGAGGGAGUCGCUCCCGUCACGUCGGUGAUUGGCGUCCUGGACCACCAGCGGACCAACCUUGCCGGGGGGGCCUUGGCCAACAACUACCUGCCGGCCAAUCUGCGCACCUAGAUGAACUAGAUGAACACCACAAAAGAACUGUCCUACUCUUAAGCUGCACCUUUUGUAUAUACCAUACUUAGAUAAAUAAAAUGAUAAUAGCCCGAA